Messenger RNA from Phacochoerus africanus (Common warthog), 7949 nucleotides. It is a transcript of the gene MN1, whose product is annotated as MN1 proto-oncogene, transcriptional regulator. Lineage: Eukaryota; Metazoa; Chordata; Mammalia; Artiodactyla; Suidae. The record is from RefSeq and is a predicted model, not a curated record. The coding region runs from base 1209 to 5135 and encodes 1308 amino acids. The transcript is spliced from 2 exons. Gene Ontology annotation, biological process: regulation of DNA-templated transcription.
GCAAAACUUGUUGCUGCUUCUCCGGGCUCUGGGCGAGAGGCAGACACAGAAAGGGGAGCCGAGACCCUCGGAACGCCCCACGCAGAGCCCCCCCGCCAGCCAGAAGAGGGGUGCGAGGACCCCCCAGAGCUGCCCCCGCCCCCUCCCAUUCCGGGUUCUGAGAGCGCAGCCGGAUCGCCUUAGCCUGCUCGCCCAGCGUGGCCCCCCAAACCCGCGUACGCCCCCCUCCCCGGGUCCGAGGGCGACUUGCGAAGCACCUCGGAGCGGAGGCAGGGAACCUGAGGCUUGGAGCGACCAUCGUCUCGCUACCCGCCCGCGCCUGGAACGGUUGGCGGAGAUCCCCGCGAACUCAGAGACCCAAAGGCAAAGGACAGAAUCGGCAGGCGGAGGACGUGGCCGUGAAGCGGCGCACCGGGUCCAGCGCACCAGCGGCGGAACAGGGGAGCCGCGCCUUCCCCCAGCCAUCGGUUUCAACCUCUGGUGCCCGCCGCCUCCUCAGCCCCGCUGAGCGCUCCGCUCGGGCACCAGCACCCGGUGAUGCCGAGCGGAGUCUCCAGUCCUCUGACCCGGUGAAGAAGCAGAAGCCUCCUGCUCCGGGCCGACGGGGACUGUGCAAGCGGAUCUUGCUUGGCUGAGGCUUGGGCUGCGGAGCGCCGGGACUCCAGGGGGAGGGGGGAGGGACCGCACUGUCCGUGCCCCCGCGCCAGCCGCGGCUUUGACGGGUCUUCCUGUCCGGCCCCUUAGCAGCUCCUCCACGGGCUCCGGGAGACUUCGGGAAGAGUCGGGGGCUCCCCACCCAACCCGAUCGGACUUAAAAAGGUGAUCGCUCUGCUCUCCCUCCCUCCUUCCCGCCUCCUACCCCCCACUUAACUUUUUGUCUCUACGAGCCCGCAGCUCCGUCCUCUCCCCGCAAACCCACCCGCGGCCCUGCCAUCCACCCGGGGCAUGGGCCCCCCAACACGGCUCCUGGAGGCCCCGCGGCGCCGCAAGAUGUGAGAGGCCCCGCGUCGGGCAGAGCGAGAGCUUCGGGAGAGGAGCCGAUAGCCCCCAGCCUUUGCAAGCCAGGCGAGGUGGCGGUGCGCGCUGCGCCCCCGCGGUGCUGAGCGUCCCGGAGCGCCCUACCUCGGGCCGGAACGAGUAGCUGGCCGGAGGCGCGCCGCGGAGAGCAGGCUGUCAUGCCCUAUUGAUCCCCCUGCCCCCCGCCAAGUAUGUUUGGGCUGGACCAAUUCGAGCCCCAGAUCAACAGCAGGAACGCUGGCCAGGGCGAGAGGAACUUUAACGAGGCCGGACUAAGCAUGAACGCCCACUUUAAGGCUCCGGCUUUCCACGCGGGGGGACCCCCUGGCCCCGUGGACACUGCCAUGAGUGGGCUGGGAGAACCCCCCAUCUUGGGCAUGAACAUGGAGCCUUAUGGCUUCCACGCGCGUGGCCACUCGGAGUUGCACGCGGGGGGGCUGCAGGCUCAGCCGGUGCACGGAUUCUUUGGAGGCCAACAGCCGCACCACGGCCACCCGGGAGGCCACCACCCCCACCAGCAUCACCCCCACUUCGGGGGCAACUUUGGUGGGCCAGAUCCUGGGGCCUCGUGCCUGCAUGGGGGUCGUCUGCUCGGCUACGGCAGCGCGGCCGGCGGCCUGGGCAGCCAGCCGCCCUUUGCCGAGGGUUAUGAUCACUUGGCGGAGAGCCAGGGGCCGGAGAGCUUCGGCCCGCAGCGACCUGGAAACCUCCCGGACUUCCACACUUCGGGCGCCUCGGGCCACGCCGUGCCUGCCCCAUGCUUGCCGCUGGACCAGAGCCCUAACAGAGCCGCUUCCUUCCACGGCCUGCCGGCCUCCAGCGGCUCUGAUUCCCACAGUCUAGAGCCCCGGAGGGUGGCGAACCAAGGAGCCGCCGUCGACUCGCUGGAAUACAAUUACCCGGGCGAAGCGCCCUCGGGACAUUUCGACAUGUUUUCCCCCUCUGAUUCCGAGGGGCAGCUGCCUCAUUAUGCAGCAGGUCGUCAGGUUCCCGGUGGCUCUUUCCCAGGUGCCUCGGCCAUGCCCAGAGCUGCAGGCUUGGUGGGCUUGUCCAAAAUGCAUGCCCAGCCGCAACAGCAGCAACAGCAGCAGCACGGCGUGUUCUUUGAGAGGUUCGGCGGGACACGCAAGAUGCCGGUGGGUCUGGAACCUGGAGUAAGCUCCAGGCACCCGUUAAUGCAACCUACCCAGCAGGCCCCACCGCCCCCUCAGCAGCAGCCCCCGCAGCAGCCGCCGCCGCCGCCGCCACAGCAGCAACAGCAACAGCAGCCGCCGCCGCCGCCUGGGCUUCUGGUCCGACAAAAUUCGUGUCCGCCUGCUCUCCCCCGUCCCCAGCAGGGUGAGGCAGGCACGCCUAGCGGCGGCCUGCAAGACGGAGGCCCCAUGCUGCCCAGCCAACACGCACAGUUCGAGUACCCUAUCCACAGGCUGGAGAACCGGAGCAUGCACCCUUAUUCCGAGCCUGUAUUCAACAUGCAGCACCCUCCUCCGCAGCAGGCGCCCAACCAGCGGCUGCAGCAUUUCGACGCACCCCCCUACAUGAAUGUGGCCAAAAGGCCGCGCUUUGACUUCCCGGGCAGCGGGGGAGUGGACCGCUGUGCUUCGUGGAACGGCAGCAUGCACAACGGCGCUCUGGACAACCACCUCUCGCCCUCUGCCUAUUCAGGCCUACCCGGCGAGUUCACGCCGCCUGUGCCCGACAGCUUCCCCUCGGGGCCACCCCUGCAGCAUCCCGCCCCGGACCACCAGUCUCUGCAGCAGCAGCAGCACCAGCAGCAGCAGCAGCAACAGCAGCAACAGCAGCAGCAACGCCAAAACGCGGCCCUCAUGAUCAAGCAGAUGGCGUCGCGGAAUCAGCAGCAGCGGCUGCGCCAGCCAAACCUGGCCCAGCUAGGCCACCCCGGGGACGUGGGCCAGGGCGGCCUGGUGCACAGCGGCCCGGUGGGCGCGUUGGCUCAGACGAACUUUGAGCGCGAAAGCAGCGGCGCGGGCGCCGGGCGCCUGAGCACAUUCGAACAGCAGGCUCAGCACUUGGCGCAGGAGAGUGCGUGGUUCCCAGGUCCGCACCCGCCGCCGGGUGACCUGCUGCCCCGCAGGAUGGGAGGUUCAGGCCUGCCCGCUGACUGCGGUCCGCACGACUCCGGACUGGCGCCGCCCCCUCCGCCGGGUGGCUCGGGGGUGCUGUUCCGGGGCUCUCUGCAGGAGCCGCUGAGGAUGCCAGGAGAGGGCCACGUGCCCGCUCUGCCCUCGCCUGGCCUGCAGUUUGGGGGCAGCCUGGCAAGCCUAGGCCAACUGCAGUCGCCCGGGGCUGGGGUGGGGCUGCCCAGCGCUCCCUCCGAGCGCCGGCCCCCGCCGCCAGAUUUCACCGCGCCCGCGCUCGGGGGCCAGCCUGGCUUCCCAUUCGGCGCAGCGAACCGGCAGGCCACGCCGCACAGCGGCCCAGGCGUGAACUCGCCCCCGAGCGCGGGCGGGGGCGGCGGCAGCACGGGCGGUGGCGGCGGCGGGGGCGCAUACCCAGCGCAGCCUGAUUUCCAGCCCAGCCAGCGCACCUCGGCCAGUAAGCUGGGCGCGCUCUCGCUGGGAUCCUUCAAUAAGCCCAGCUCCAAGGACAACCUGUUCGGCCAGAGCUGCCUGGCUGCACUCUCCACAGCCUGCCAGAACAUGAUCGCCAGCCUCGGGGCCCCCAACCUCAACGUGACCUUCAACAAGAAGAACCCGCCCGAGGGCAAGAGGAAACUGAGCCAGAACGAAACCGACGGCGCAGCCGUGGCCAGCAACCCGGGCUCGGAUUACUUCCCAGGAGGGACUGCUCCUGGGGCCCCAGGGCCGGGAGGCCCGUCGGGGACCAGUAGCAGCGGCUCCAAAGCCUCGGGGCCGCCCAAUCCGUCCGCCCAGGGGGACGGCACCAGCCUCUCCCCUAACUAUACCCUGGAAUCAACGUCGGGGAACGAUGGCAAGCCGGUCCCCGGGGGCGGUGGCCGGGGACGGGGUCGCAGAAAAAGGGACAGUGGUCACGUGAGCCCUGGGACCUUCUUCGACAAGUACGCAGCGGCGCCAGACAGCGGAGGCGCAUCCGGGGUGAGCCCAGGGCAACAGCCGGCGCCUGGCGCGCCUGUCGGGGGAAGCUCCACGGGCGAGACUCGCGGGGCGCCUACACCUCACGAGAAAGCGCUCACGUCGCCGUCGUGGGGGAAGGGAGCCGAGUUGCUCCUGGGGGACCAGCCGGACCUCAUGGCAUCCCUGGACGGUGGGGCCAAGUCGGAUGGUAGUUCCCCGCACGUGGGCGAGUUCGCCUCGGAUGAGGUGAGCACGAGCUACGCCAACGAGGACGAGGUGUCAUCCAGCUCCGACAACCCCCCAGCCUUGGCCAAAGCGAGUAGGAGCCCUCUGGUGACAGGCUCGCCCAAAAUCCCUCCCCGUGGGGUGGGCGCCGGGGAACAUGGACCGAAGGCACCUCCACCCCCGCUUGGCCUGGGCAUCUUGUCUACCUCUACCUCGACCCCUGACAGCUACGGCAGCGGGGGACCGGCCCAUCCUGGCACACCGGGCCUGGAACAGGUCCGGACCCCCACGAGCAGCAGCGGUGCACCCCCACCGGAUGAGAUCCACCCUCUGGAGAUCCUCCAGGCACAGAUCCAGCUGCAGAGGCAGCAGUUCAGCAUCUCUGAGGACCAGCCUCUGGGGCUUAAGGGUGGCAAGAAGGGUGAGUGUGCCGUGGGGACCUCCAGUGCGCAGAAUGGUGACAGCGAGCUGGGCAGCUGCUGCUCUGAGGCGGUCAAGAGCGCCAUGAGCACCAUCGAUCUGGACUCGCUGAUGGCAGAGCACAGCGCCACCUGGUACAUGCCAGCUGACAAGUCUUUGGUGGACGGCGCGGAGGACGACAAGACGCUGGCGCCCUGGGAGAAGGCCAAACCCCAGAACCCCAACAGCAAAGAAGCCCACGACCUCCCCGCGAACAAGGCCUCGGCAACCCAGCCCGGCAGCCACUUGCAGUGCCUGUCUGUCCACUGCACAGACGACGUGGGGGAUGCCAAGGCCCGUGCCUCCGUGCCCACCUGGCGGUCCCUGCACUCCGACAUUUCCAACAGAUUUGGGACUUUCGUGGCCGCCCUGACUUGAACUAACAAGAAACACCCCCUCCCCACCAGGCCCUUCCCUCCCCUGCCUCUUCUUUCCCCCUCCACCUGAUCCUACCCCACCUCUCCUGUUAAUCCGAAAAGGCCACUAUUGCUGAGUGGAUGAUUUUUUUUCUAGGUUGGUACCUGCUUAGUGGCAUAUGGACCGGAAAGGGUUAAUUUAAAGGGAAAAGAAAAAAAAAACCUCAAAAAUUUUUUUUAAAAAUGAAACUCAUCAGCCACGGUAUGUUACCAGUGUUAACCCUUCUGCAGUUAGCAAACUUUUGCUGAAGCCUUUUUCCUGCUAGGUGAUUCCCAUUUUUUUUUUUCUGUAAUCUUGGCAUACGUUUUUUAGAUGACCUCUUUCCUUGUUUUAUUUUUGUGCUGCUGUAUGUCCAAGUAUUGUUAUUUCAUAAUAAGACAAGAGUUCCUUUCCUUUUUUAUUCCCUUUUAGUCUUGGUCCCCACCUUCCUCCCCACCGCCUGUUUUGUUUUUUUUUGUUUUUUUUUUUUGCUUUUUGCUUUGUUCACUGCUUAUUAAAAUGGAAAUCCUGGAGAAUAGUAGUUCUGAAAUAUUGCCGGGUGAGAGUCAAAUUGUCAUCACAAUAUUAUAUAUUGACACCCAACUGUCAUCAGUCAGGCAGGAGCCAAACAAUUAAUGCCCCCCUUAGGUACUCCGCCUGGGAUUUUGUUUUGUCUGUUCCCUGAGAAAAUAGAGAUAUAUAUUUUCGUUCCUGCAAACACACGCUCAGCCCUCAGCUCUGUUCUGCUGGAAGCUGCCUCUCACUGCAGUGGAGGUGAUGACGUGUCCAGCUCGCUCUGUGGGAAGGAGGCGGAAGGUUCGACAGUGGUAUUUUCUCUCCUUUUCUGGGCCUCUCUGCACAAACGCCCAGGCUCUGAGUUUUCACGCUGUGCCGCGCAGCCUGGGUCCGUGUGGGGAGGGUGCUUGUCUAGAUUGCAGAGUCCCUGGGGACCUGCAGGCUCCCAGCCGGCUGGGUCUCCCAGGUGCUGGAGUGGAAGCAUCAAUCCGACAUCUGUUCUCAGCAGGCAUCGGGGGAAGGAGUGGGGCUGGGUUACCUCCCUGACUUCUGUUCUGCCUCCCCUCCCCAUUUACUUUGCUGCCUCCCAUCUGGGCAGCCCUCCAUCCUUAGGAGGGACCAGGGUUUCCUUAGUGCUUUUUUGAGGUGCUCGGUGAAUGAAGACGCACCCAGGCUCUGCCUGCCAAGCCCCCCUUCUCUGAGCCUGGGGGUAUUCUUUGCAGGGGUUUGCAGACUCCUGAGAGCUAGAGGAGGGAAAAAGGGAUUGGAUCUAGUGAAUUGGAUUCUUGAGCCUUCUUUUUGAAACCCCAUAAUCUGCCCCCCUUUGAUUUAAUCUCACCCUGUUCCAAAACCAGAGCCGUGUCCAAGCGACUCACGAAGGCAUAACUUCUCCUCUGAGUAGAGGUGAGGGAGUGGCGGGAGCAGCAGAGCAGCAGAGAGCAGGGCUCCUGGACUCAGCUAGGGGCUGUUACUUGGCCCGCCCAAGGUGAUGGUCAGCGGAGGCCCAGCGCUGGCAGGGGUGGACAUCUUUGGGUGCCACUGAUGACUACAAAGGGCUUGUAUGACUCAUGGCAAGGGGCACUCAGAUCUGCGGGGUGGGACCGGACAAGAAGCGACUGAUAGCACUUCACCAAAAUCGGUAACGCUUCUAUUUUCUUUCAGUCUCUGUUAAGGAACAUCUUAACUAAAUGCUCCAUUUUGAGCCUUGCGCCCCCUCCAUCCUCUCCCCGCCCCAUGUCCCCAGAGUUUGCAGACCCGGCUUUUUUUAGCAAGUGACCUGAAGGCUUUGGGCUUACCAUACAACACCCACAUUGUUUAUUUCAAAGAACUUUUCAGCAAAGGGAGAAGAGCGUCCAGAAAAGUCUUGCUCUUUCUGUUCCCCGCCCCGCCUCGUCUUUCCUUCGGCCAGCCCUUUUGGCUCGGGUCUGAGCCUGGAUGGUCCAAGGUUCUGGCCCAGGGAAGUCUGACCAGGGGGUGAUCCUGGUCCCCACAGAGGGCAGGCUGAAGCAGGUGGUAUGCACUGACCAGCGGGAAGAAGGUGGGAGCUGACUCAGCCCCAUGUUCUACCACCAAAGGAGAGAAAAGGGGAGGGACUGUCCCGCCUGCCAUGCGCUGCAGGAGAGCCAGCCGGAGUCUGUGCUCACCUCCACGACCCCUCUGAUUCCACAAUGUACAGCUGUUUUGAAAGCGUCAUCCUUCUCUUUCUUAAACAGGAAUGAUUUCUCCUUAAUUGCUUAAGGCUGGGGAGCACAGCAUCUUCUUUGACUUUCCCUGUGUUGGGUCCAUCAGCUCAUGGUCCGAGCAACCUUGGACACCCCUGAAGUUUAAAAUGUUCUCGCUCCCCACGACCCCAGAAUGGAACAGCUUUAAAAAUAGCCUUAAGCAAAGGGAUGUUAUUUCAUUACAUUUGGUUUAAUGGGAAGAAUAAAAGCAAAUUAAAAACACACGCAACCCACGAGACUCCAAACACUGGUAAUCGGUACUUCAUAACAAACUCUUCGGGAAAGACUAUGAAAAACGUUAUUGCACAUGUAAAAUAUGAAAACUUAACUCUGCUGUGUGUUAGGCAAUCCUGUAAUCUUUUUUGACUCUUAAAAGAAAUUCAUUUCUGAAAUGCUUGGUUGGAAGACUGUGACAAUAGCUCAUGAAAUUGAGUGUUAUUUUUUCUUUCUUUUUUAAAAAAAUAUGUAAAGUGCAGUCUUCUGUAUUCAUGCAUAUUGUAUAUACCUGUAUAUGUUUUCCUGAGCAGCUAAAUAACAAUAAAUAUGACGUUAAUGGUGA